Molecule: messenger RNA, 2337 nt
Organism: Mycena indigotica
Lineage: Eukaryota; Fungi; Basidiomycota; Agaricomycetes; Agaricales; Mycenaceae
Exons: 8
Coding region: 1-2337 (778 amino acids)
Biological process (GO): proteasome-mediated ubiquitin-dependent protein catabolic process
Cellular component (GO): GID complex
Molecular function (GO): protein binding
Source: RefSeq, a predicted model, not a curated record
AUGAUGACUUUCUCUCUCUCAAAUCUCAAACAAGUCAAAAAUAGCGUCAUUGGAAAUCCUUCGGCAAAGCUGAGGCUUUCGAAGGACCUCGAGUUUGUUCAGACAAUUGUAAAUUGCUUGACGGACACACCCGAUGGUGAGGACGUGCGGAUCGAGGCUGCUCAGGUAAUUGCGUCAAUAUCAUACGGCUCUGAGGCCGUACUUGCCACUCUACUUCGAUGUGAUGCCCCCCGAGCCUUUCUUUACGCCCUUUCAAAGCUUACCCUCGAGGACGGCCCUGCUGUUCGAGCGGCGUUUACGCGUGGAUUGCGUGCACUGACAAGUGCGCUGGCAGACACCGUGGGUCCGUCCCAGUGGGGGCUAAUGGAGGAGAGGACAGCUGGCUUGCGAAAUUUGGCAGAAGGAGCGCUGGAUUUGGUGUUCCAGACGGAGUCGCUGGACGUUAUACUGCCGUUACUCGAGGAUAGGGUGGUUCCAGUGGCAGUUUCCAUCGCUCAGCUGCUGGGUCUUGCCAUUCGUAAUACGACAUAUCGAGUUACGGUGGUGGAAUGGAUUCCCCCACAGCAGCGCAUCAAGACAGACAUGAGGAGCAAUCGUGGUUGGGAGAAGUCCGCUGUGCCCCCAAAUAACACAGACAUCCAUGGAAGCUGGAUAUGUAGGCAACUCACCAAGCUUGUAUGUGGUCGUGACUCCCAGCUCCAAGAGGCCGCUUUGUGGGCGUUAUCAGUGAUUACCAAGGACAAUGCUGCCAUCGUUGGUACAUUGAAUCGUACAAUGGAUACGGGAGAACCAUUCCUCUCUCUCGUCCUGUCCUUCAUCAAGUCACGCUCCACGAAUCUACAACUUGCCGCUUGCUCUUGUGCGACUUCAAUCAUUCGGGCUACUUAUCCCUCAACAAAUACAACGACUUCUUCUUUCGUCUCAGACCCACCUCUCGUCCAAGCCUCCUCGAAUAUAGUCAUUAAUGUUGUUAACCGUAUUAUUUCAACCCCCGCCACGGAUGAAAACCUCAACAACAGAAGUCGUGCCUGUUUUAUCCUCUUCAAUCUGGUUUCAGACCAUCCCGCCCUUUGUACCACGGCCUACGAACGUGGCUGUCUCACGAAGCUCGUCAGACUGCUCAACAGUUUCGAGCGGGCUCCCCCCAACGCAGCGUCUUCUUCACUCUUAUUUUUUCCAAGUGAGGGGCAGGAAGAAGAACCUACUCCGAUAGCUGGCUUGCGUGAGGCUGCCCUGACCACCAUUGCUGCGCUUGCGCUAUUUGACAACACUAUUCGAAGGAGCAUUACUGAUGAACACGGGACUGUGAUUCUUCCCAUCAUACACGCUGGUCUUACACAUCACAGUCUGGGUGUUCGAUAUGCUUCCUGUCAGUGUGUACGGGCUCUGAGUCGUGCUGUCGCUGUCUUGAGAACCAACCUGGUUGAUAGUGGCCUUGGCCGAGCUGUUUUUCGUGUAUUCCUCAAGGAGGAAAGAAAACAAUCGGAAAUUGCACUCGCAAGUGACAACAGGGAAACGAUUGGCAAUACGAUCGAGGGCGAAGAUCGAAGGGUGACCGCCGCUGCUUUGGCUGCAGUCUGCAAUAUUGUCAAUGAGUUCUCACCGUUACGACCGGUUUAUCUCAACGACGGAUUGGUCCAACGACUGGUCAAGCUCGUCAACAGCGACGAUGUUGACCUCAGGCUCAGUUCGUUAUGGGCAAUGAAAAACCUACUUCACAAAUCCAGCCACGAGACGAAGCGUGAUGUUAUGCAAAGUUUUGGAUGGCGGCGGCUCCUUAGAUUACUAGAAGAGCCAAAUAAUGCACUGCAGGAGCAAGCUUGGGCCGUCCUGCGUAAUCUUGCGGAGGACGACAGUGGUGUGGAGAUGAUAUCUCGGGAACGUGAAUUCGGAGGGACUGUGCUCCUCGCUCAUGUGACUCGCGUGUUAAAAAGCAGUCCGACCAAGUCAUCCUCCGACGAUGACAUUAUCCUUCAAGCGGCCUGUCUCCUUGGCAAUCUGGCCAACGUCAACUCCAUGCAAUCAUUAAUCACGGGCAAUGCUGAACUUUUGGGAGCGUUGCGAAUGGUCUUAGCAGAACGGAACCCCAGUAUCAGGCGACCUAUCGUUGCGGCUGUUUUAGAACUGGCAAAGGGAAGUACAGUUGGUCGCAAAGCGCUAGUGGAUGCUGGCUUGGGCGGUACUCUGCAGACUGUCACAGCAACAAGUCGCCACAGCAGUGUUUCUGGUCCAACAAGUCUCGGAAUUCAUCAUAGCCAUAUGGAGGACGACCGAGAUGUCAUCGAUCAGGCAAAGACUGCGUUAAGCUGGCUCGAGCAUGGCGAAACAUAUCGAUGA